GAUGCACUUCUCGAUGCCGCGCCGGUGGAUUUGCACCAGGAGAUCACCAUGGAGCAAAGAAGGGGAGGCCAGAGGCAACACCGCGACUUCGCUGGUAUACUGUCUCACGUUGACACGGAAGCCAUCGCCGCCUUAUCUCUCAGCAUCAUGCAGCGCCAUCUCGCAGAGGACAAGAAACGCAAGCCAUCACCGUUGCAGCUACCUCUCGUCAGAGGUCAGUUCUUCGGCUCAGCACAUGUCUUCUAUAUGAUCGAGUUCUACCAUCCACAAACCCGCAAGGCCAUCAAGUGGAUUAUCAAGAUACCAAUCAACGGCACGCCAGACAUAUGGGAUAGGCUGUGCGCUGAGACACUACGGACCGAGGCUCUUGUGCUAUACAGUAUGUGACACUUAGAACUAUUCCUUUGCCCCCCCCCCCUUUUUUUUUCGGUUCCAGACGCCAGGAAUCCUUCCUCAAGCUAGUGAAUGGAUGUGCUGCUUCCGAGACAUGCCUAAUACUGUCCAAGGCCCCUUACAUCUAGAAGUAAUUGCUAACAUUUGUCUUUUUGAGUGCUACGGAUGAAUACUACUGUUCCUGUGCCUGCGAUUAUCGAUGCCGACCCGUCCCCGUAUAACGAAAUACACGCGCCGUAUCUCAUCAUGGAAUACAUGGAGGGCC
This is a messenger RNA of Hypoxylon trugodes, 658 nucleotides long. RefSeq lists its product as uncharacterized. The transcript has a single exon. Lineage: Eukaryota; Fungi; Ascomycota; Sordariomycetes; Xylariales; Hypoxylaceae. Bases 49 to 387 code for a protein of 112 amino acids. The record is from RefSeq and is a predicted model, not a curated record.